AUUUGAAAAUAUUUCAGAUUCCCUUCAUUAAAGGAUAAGUUCACAUUUUCAAGUAUCUUAAAACAAUAGUCACAUGUUCAUAUGUACAUUUAAGGUCACUGUAAUUAUUCUCCUGUCUAUUCUGGCUGUGAAGAGAUCUCUCUAUAAAUGUCAAUGUUAAUGUGGGCAUGUGAGUAUAGUUUUUAGACAAAUAUGAAUCUAUCCUUUAAGGUAUUAACAGAGUCUUUGUGAAAUCUUGUUGCUUUUCUGUAACUGUGUGCAGCUGAAAUGUCAUCCUCAAAAAAAGUCUUCAUUGUUACGUGACAUAAGAUAUGGAAAACCAGACUGUAAGUGAGGAUAUCCUUCUCCUGGAGAGGUUGCAGGUCACCCCCCAGUCUUCCAUCCCUGCCUUCACCCUCCUCCUCAUCAUAUACAUCUUCAUCAUGGUAUCCAACCUUGGCCUGGUAGUCCUGAUCUUUAGGACCAGAAGCCUCCACCAGCCCAUGUAUCUGCUCUUGUGCAACAUGAGUAUUAAUGAUGCGUUUGGGGCGACGAUAGUUAUACCUCAUGUACUCAGAGAUAUUUUAAUAUCAAACUCGGAGCGUUACAUUCAUUACUUCUGCUGUGUCAUUCAGGCCUUCUGUGUUCAUUUCCAUGCAAGCGCCUCUCACACUGUACUCAUGAUCAUGGCUUUUGACCGCUAUGUCGCCAUCUGCAACCCCCUGCGAUACGCCACCAUCAUGACCAACAAGAUGGUGGUGAAGCUGUCGGUUGCGGCGUGGGCCGUAGCCUUUAUCAUGGUGGCGAUCCUUGUGGGGCUCAGCGUGCGCCUGUCACGUUGCAGGCGGGUUAUACUCAACCCUUUCUGUGAUAACGCCUCCUUGUUCAGCCUCUCCUGUGAAAGCUUACUCAUCAAUCACAUCUACGGCCUCGGCUACACGGUGGUCCUGCUGGGCUCCUCCAUCGGCAGCGUAACUCUCACCUACUUGAAAAUUGCUGUGGUGUGUUUGCGCAACAAGAACAAGAUGUUGAACAGCAAAGCGCUGCAGACCUGUGCCACCCAUCUGGCUGUGUACAUCAUCCUGCUGGUGUCUGGCUUCAUCAUCGUCAUCCUGCACCGUUUCCCUCAGCUGUCAGACCACAGGAAAGUGGCGUCUGUCCUGGGACAUGUUGCCUUACCUGCCCUGAAUGCUGUUAUCUACGGGUUGCAAAUUAAAGAGGUCAGGCAGAGGAUUACGGCUGCGUUCCACAACAAUAAAGUAUCUCUAAUGAAUGUAAAGUGA
Molecule: messenger RNA, 1262 nt
Organism: Thunnus maccoyii (southern bluefin tuna)
Lineage: Eukaryota; Metazoa; Chordata; Actinopteri; Scombriformes; Scombridae
Product: olfactory receptor 5B17-like
Exons: 1
Coding region: 312-1262 (316 amino acids)
Biological process (GO): G protein-coupled receptor signaling pathway
Cellular component (GO): membrane
Molecular function (GO): G protein-coupled receptor activity; olfactory receptor activity
Source: RefSeq, a predicted model, not a curated record